UUUGUAUAGAAAUAUGUAAAGAUUAAAUAUAAAUAUAAUGUGGUUAGGUACUUUACUAUUAAAAAUGAAGAAGAAUUUAAGUGAUAAAAUCUCGGAAAAUGUCCAAGAGUCGCCGCGAAUUAAGCAGUUUCAUGAAAAACUCAAACUGCAGCCUAUACCAAAAAUAAAACCGCGGGAACGAUUUGUCGACUUGGUAUUAGUGGAAACUGAUCCCAGAACUGGAGAGUUAAUAACGAAUAGCGAGAAGAAUCCUACUAAAUGGGGAGAUUGGCAGAACGGUGGCAGAGUCAGUGAUUUUUAAAAAGACACCGCUUACAUUUUUUUAUAAACUAUAUAUAUAUAUAUAUAUGUGAAGAACUGGAAAAAAAGAAUCCUCUUACUUAUAUAUAUAAUACGAGCUAUAUUUAUCUCUAACUAUUUAUGGAAAAUAAAUUCAGAUUUAAUUUUUUCAACGCAAAUGAAACAACAUAAAUUAAUAUUGUUCUUGGAUGUAAGAAAAUAUAAAAUUGAUGUGUAUUAUACACAUAUAAGAAAGUAUCUAUGUAAAACGAAGAAUAUUUUAUCGGCAUGGUAAUAAGUUACAUUAUACAAAAGUAUUUUUUCUCUUAGAUGGUGUUCUAUAUUAGAUAUAUUAUUAAUUUCAAAUCAUUUUCUUGUAAAAAGUUACUGGCACUAUAGUAAUUUACAUAGACAAGCAUCAUUAUGCAGUCAUUAUAAUUAUCGGUACAUUAUGUGUACGAAAAUAUAUGAUACUUCAUGUGUCUCAAGUACUAAAUAAUAUAUAUAUACUACAGGAUAACAAACACGUUUUAUACAUUAAACCAAUUAAAUUUCUCGUUAGUAAUGAGUUAAUGAGUAAUGAAUGUAAAAAUCAAAGUUUGUGUAAAAGUGUGAGGCGUUAUAACCGAAUUUAAAAGUAAUCUUAAUGCUUUCGUUAGUAAAAUGUAUCCCAAUGUCAAUAGCAGCGUAAAUUUAUUUAGCCAAGACAUAUAUAAUAAGUUCAGGACUUCAAUAUUAAGCCGUUCGCGUGUAGAAAAAGAGAGCGUAGUUAAUCCUACAAAUAUAAUAUCGUAUUAAGAAACAUAUGUACAGAAUACUGUAGUAAAAAUCUCGUUUUGUAUUUGCCCCAGCA
Molecule: messenger RNA, 1132 nt
Organism: Formica exsecta
Lineage: Eukaryota; Metazoa; Arthropoda; Insecta; Hymenoptera; Formicidae
Exons: 2
Coding region: 38-301 (87 amino acids)
Source: RefSeq, a predicted model, not a curated record